Messenger RNA from Labrus bergylta (ballan wrasse), 6569 nucleotides. It is a transcript of the gene ppargc1a, whose product is annotated as peroxisome proliferator-activated receptor gamma, coactivator 1 alpha. The record is from RefSeq and is a predicted model, not a curated record. Gene Ontology annotation, biological process: positive regulation of transcription by RNA polymerase II. NCBI's taxonomy places the organism in Eukaryota, Metazoa, Chordata, Actinopteri, Labriformes, Labridae. Gene Ontology annotation, cellular component: nucleus. Gene Ontology annotation, molecular function: RNA binding; transcription factor binding.
GGAAAGCAGUUGUAAGACAGGUGCCCUCGGUUCAUUCUCGGCGAGGGGCAGCAGUUGCCUGUGUGAGAGCGAGUGGGAAGCGUGUGUGGAUUUCUUUUUUACUUGAUUUCUUUCUCCUUUUUUCUUUUUUUUUUUUUUUUUUUUUGUUAUUUUCCGGGGCCGUCAUUCAGUGGCUGGAUGGCGUGGGACAGGUGUAACCAGGACUCGGUGUGGAGAGAAUUAGAGUGUGCUGCCUUGGUUGGCGAAGACCAGCCCCUCUGCCCAGACCUCCCCGAACUUGACCUCUCAGAGCUGGAUGUCAGUGACUUAGACGCAGACAGCUUCCUGGGUGGCCUCAAAUGGUACAGCGACCAAUCAGAGAUCAUUUCCACUCAGUAUGGCAACGAGGCGUCCAAUCUUUUUGAGAAGAUAGAUGAAGAAAAUGAGGCCAACUUGCUGGCAGUGCUUACAGAGACACUGGACAGCAUCCCGGUGGAUGAGGACGGAUUGCCUUCGUUUGAGGCCCUGGCAGAUGGGGACGUGACCAAUGCCAGUGACCGAAGCUGUCCCUCCUCCCCCGACGGCUCGCCGCGCACCCCAGAGCCUGAGGAGCCUUCCCUGCUGAAGAAGCUCCUUCUGGCACCCGCAAACUCCCAGCUCAGCUAUAAUCAAUACACAGGUGGCAAGGCACAGAACCAUGCAGCCAGCAGCAACCACCGGAUCAGACCACCACCUGCCGUCGUCAAGAUGGAGAGCCCCUGGAAUGGCAAAGCAAAAGGGGGCUCCAGCCAACAGAACCGCCCGGUGAGGCGGCCGUGCACUGAGCUGCUGAAAUACCUAACAGCCACAGAUGACAUCCUGCUCCACACCAAAGCCAGCGACGCCAAGAGCACCUGGGGAGGUGCCGGUAGCAGAGAGAAGAGUAGCCUGGGUCUUGGCGCCUCAUCCUCUUCCUCGUCGCCAUCCUCGUCCUCUACCUCCUCGUUCUCCUCCCUCUCCUCCACCUCUUCCUCCUCCUCCACCACCUGCAAGAAGAAGUCAGCCGUACCAUCUCAACAGCAGCAGCAGCAGCCGCAGCAGCAGCAGCAGCCGCAGCAGCAUCACCAGCGAGGUGAGAGCCGGGCUGCAGGCGAGUGUAGUGUUGGGGCUGGGAAGUGGCAGCGUUGCUCUCACGAUGACGGGGUGGAGGAGUCAGAGGGUGCUUCUAUCCCUGUCAGCCACAGAACCUCCACCUGCGGCCAUGCCCGCCCCAAACUGGAGCACGGGCCGCCCAGUGAAGAAGGAAGGCCGCCAGGCGAUGCGAGCCGCCUGGCCGCCGCUAGGUUUAUUAGGUAUAUGCAUUCUUAUUCCCUCCCUCCCCGAGAGGUGAGUCACAGCUGUGAGCAUUGCCGAGAGGCUGCGGGCGCCACUCAGGCUAGCGAGGGCUUUGGCAGGCAUGGCCGUAGUAAUAGUAGUAGUGCCCGCCGUGCACCCCGUAGGCACAUCACAGUGACUAUUAGAAAAAGGGAAGAGAAGCUGGGCCACCCCUUACUUAGCCAGCUGCUCACCUCCAAACAGAGGCCCGCUCAAUAUCGAGCCCACUUACCCCCACUUAAGAUCCCCCCUUUACCCAGCACCCACAGCAAAUCAGCAGGUAAGAGGUCUGAGAGCCCUGUCCAUGCUGAUUUAAAGGUGGAGGAGGAACAGUUUGGAGGGACCCCUGAUUGUAGAAACCAGGCAGUUAGUCAAGUUGAACAGCCUGACUUGGGGUCCCUGUUGUCGCCUCUCGCCUUCGACUUAAAGAGCUGGGUUAGCCAGCCUGGCUCAGAACUAGACAUGGGCUUUGGACUAGAUCUGGGGUGGCUAAACCAUGGGGAGGAUCUUGACCAUGAUGAUGAUGAUGAUGUUGAUGAUGAUGAUGACCAUGUCACGGGCAGCCCCGCAGCGGCGCUCUCACUGAGCCCACCAAGCCCACUCUUCCCAGAUACUAGAAUUGCAGAGCGCGCCCCUGCCCGCAUCACACAAGGGCAAGGGCACCCACACAUGCAGGCACUGAGCGAGCACCCCGACGACCAGGGCCACCCGUUGUUAGCCAAACCAACCACCUUGCCACUUCCUUUGACCCCAGAGUCUCCAAAUGACCACAAGGGAUCACCGUUUGAGAACAAAACCAUUGAACGCACAUUAAGUGUGGAGAUUGCUGGAACCCCAGGUCUGACACCACCUACCACGCCCCCACACAAAGCCAGUCAAGAGAAUCUUUUCAAAGCAUCGCUCAAAACCAAGUUGUCUUCAUGUUCCUCCUCGGCCUUGGUGUGCAAAAGAGCAAGGCUGAGCGAGUCGGGCCCCGGCGCUCUGGCCCCGGCCCCAGGUGCCUCAGGCGGGGGCCCCACAAGAAAGGGCCCCGAACAGACUGAGCUUUAUGCCCAGCUGAGCAAAGCGUCCCCCGCCCUCCCUUACACCCAGCACACAGCGGGGUGUGGCCUCGAGGAGCAUCGUGGCGCUGGCAACAAUAAGCGGGCAGUGCCGCGCGGUUACAGUGACCAUGACUAUUGCCAGGCGUUGGCUGGCGCUAAGAAGGACGGCAGCACAGCCACUGUUACCAUGACGACAGCAGCAGAAAUAACCACCGCUGCUCCUUUGCCUUUUGCUGGCAAAGCAGAGGACAGGCAUGUCGAAUGUAAGGACUCAGCCAUGCCAGCGUCCUCCUUAUCAUCCUCAUCUUCAUCUUCUCCAUUAUCAGCUCCAUGUGGUCCUCUGGAUAAGCAGAAGAACUUCACCUCUGUGGGUGAUAAAGAAGCAGUCCAGGUCCAUGAAGACACCACAGAUGGGGACCAACUACACCUCUCUGCCAUCAGCCGGAAGCUUCUGUGCGAUCAGGAAAUCAGAGCAGAACUCAAUAAGCACUUUGGACCCCCCUUAAAAGCCCUUUACAGCCCGGGUAGCAAGGAGAGAGAACCAGGUAGCAAACCCAAUAAAGCUGCGGUCAAUCAGCCCCCCAAGGCGGGAGAGGAUGGCUACUACUCCCAAAGGCUGCCUGGCUCCACCUACCUGCACCCGGGAUUCCUCCCCUUACAAGAAGAGCUCGAGCUCGGCGAGGGCCGUGAGAGUCGCUUCCUAUAUCCAUGGGAGGGCACUCCACUGGACCUACUCUUUGACUGCCCCCCAUGCUCUCCCUCCUGCUCCCCACCAUCCAGCUGCUCCCCCUCACGAGGCUCCGUCUCCCCUCCGUCCUCCCUACUCCUCUCGCCGGGCAGGCCUUUCUCCUGGACAGGCAGCGGCUCACGCUCCCGUUCCCGUUCCCACUCCGGCUCUCGCAGCUCCUCCUCGCACCACCGGAGGCGAUCCCUCUCCAGCUCACCCGACAGACACCCCUCCUCCUGGUCCCGUCACAACACAGAUUUGAGCACUAUUCGUUCCAGGACUCAGAAGAACCCCAACCCUCAGUCUCGAUCUCCUCUCAGCCGCAGGCCAAGGUAUGACAGCUAUGAGGAAUACCAGCAUGAGAAGCUGAAGAGGGAGGAGUACCGGCGGGACUACGAGAAGCGGGAGUUUGAACGGGCCGAGCAGCGAGAGAAGCAAAAGCAAAAAGCAAUAGAGGAGAGACGGGUGGUGUACGUGGGGCGACUGAGGUCCGACUGCACCCGGACAGAGUUGAAGCGUCGCUUUGAAGUCUUUGGCGAGAUUGAAGAAUGUGCAGUGAACUUGAGGGACGAUGGGGACAAUUUUGGCUUCAUCACGUACCGCUACACUUGUGACGCCUUUGCCGCCCUUGAGAACGGACACACCUUACGCAGGUCAAACGAGCCUCAGUUCGAGCUGUGUUUCGGCGGGCAGAAGCAGUUCUGCAAAUCACAUUACACAGACUUAGACUCCCACUCAGACGACUUUGAUCCAGCCUCCACAAAAAGCAAGUAUGACUCCAUGGAUUUUGACAGCUUGCUGAGGGAGGCCCAGCGCAGCCUGAGAAGGUAACCAGUUCAGUGGCACCUGCUGUCACAAAGAGGGACUUCUGAUACCUCACUGUUUGUUUCUCGCUCCUUUGACGACGAGACUACCACAAGUUUUACACUCUAUGUCAUAGAGUAUAGAAGAAUAAGUCUAUAGACCUAUAUCAAUAUAAAUGAAUAUAUCAAAAAUAAAGUUUACAUGAACAUAGCUGCUGGAGAGACGGGAAGAGACAAUGCAUUGUGGGAAAAGCCAGUGAACCCUCAGAACCUGGUGCACAGGUUUACUGCUGUACAACCAUCAAUGAAAGAAGAAAAAGAUAAACUUUCGUGACUUUUUUGUUGUUGUCUCCAAGCACUACAAUACCCACAAUUCUUUGGGAGUGACGACAUGCAGCUUGUUCAGCCAGAUUUCGUUCUUUUGCUCUUUUUGAUUCUUCUUUUUUUCUUUGAAAAUCUGGUGUUUGGAUCUAGUGUUACAUUACAAACCAGAGUAUAGGGAAUUGUAUCUUGGAGGUCAACUUCUCCAGGUAACAUUGUUGUCUACAUUUUAAAGAGAAAUGCAGCUGUGUAUUUACUAAUACUAUAAAAAGGAAUAUUUUUAUUUUAUGUACAUAUCGGAUAAAGUUCUUUAUUUGUUACAGCUAUGCACUGUAAAAUGCAGCCUUUUUUUAAAAUGAAGAGAAAAUUUCUUAAUUCAGAAUGUCGCUCUGUAGUACUUACAAUACUGUCAAACAUAUUGUACACCUACACGAUGUUUAGGAGACAUGACAUGAUUGUAAAAAAGAGAAAAAAAUAAGCGUCCUAUUGCUCAUUUUGAGGGAGCAUGUGAACAAAACGUCCUUUUUUAAGUUAUUUUGUUGGGGAAAAAAAACAGUCUACCAUGUAUAGUUUUAUCUGUUUAUAAAGUUUUUCUCAAUCAGUGUUUUUGCUUAUACAACCAGUGUAAAUGCAUUUUUAAUGUGUUUUUCAUGAUUGUAAAAAAAAAGGUACCCCAUUUUUUAUUAAUUCUUUCUGAAGCAAUCAGUAUAUAUAUGUAGAUGUGUAUCUAUACAUAUAUAUAAACUUGGUUUGAUUUUAUUGCUUUAUAUGAUUACUGAAAGAAACGACUGCAUUCAACUCUUUUCAAUCAGAACAAACACAUAUUUAUCUAUUUAUUUUAAUAUUUGAAUCAAGACUAUUUAUGGGCUCCAUUCAACAUGGCGUACCUCAUGAAAUGUAUUUUUCUGUUCAUGUCGUCUUUCGAUUUGUGUUAUUUAACUCUCAAUCACUAGACAGGGUGUACAAAACAUGCUUUGGUGGGGAUAAUAAUAUUACCUUCUAUGCCUUUCCAAAACAAUCGAAACAUUCAGCUGAUCACUCCAGACGUACUCGUUUAUUUUUUUAGUCUCCACUAUCGUCAGUCACAUCCGGUUUUUUCUUUCCACACAGAACAUGAAGCAAUAAAAUGAUUUAGCAGGAUUUUUUUGAUACCACUGUAAACACUUGUUGUCAUCGCUCCACUCACGCUUGAUUAUGUGAAUGCCAAACAAAAAGUUUACAAUUUCCUUUUCCUGACUUUUUUAAAAGAUCUUGUAUUUGAUGUACAAUAUAAAUAUAUAUACAAUGAUGAUACUACUAAUAUUAUUCACAAUAAUUACAAGAUGAUUAAUUACAAUAACAAUGAUAAUAAUAUAAAUGAAAGAAAAAUAUAUAAAAAGCAAUAAAUUAUUUUUCAGAGUUGUAUUUUAGCUCCUAUUGUUGUGUGGUUUUUGGACGUGACCCAUUACCCAGCCGCUGCUAGCUAGCUAGCUAGUGUGGAUGACUCCAUUCCAGUAUGUUGGUAUUACAUCAUUGUGACAUCACCAUGUGCGGUUAAGAAAAAAACAAACACUAGAUUGUCCUCGCUCUCACUUCCUGGUCAUCCCUUUAAGAUGUAAUUGAGUCUAUGUGAUUGUAAUGCACGCAUUACUUUGUGACAUCUGUGCAAAAAAAAAAAAAAAACCCUGACUCUUAACUCCACCGUGUGUGUAAAAUGUGUCGAGUUGAAACUGUGUUGUGUAGAUGCAUGGCUUGUCCAGGACGACAGUCGGUACCGUAUAUUCCACUCUGGAUAUCUGCCUCUCAGCUGUCUUUACUGGCAGAUUUUAAAUGACAUUCUAUAAGCCUAGAGAAAACUACUCAACAAUGUAUCGCAUGCCGCACCAAUCUCCAUCACGUACCCUCCCCCCCCACCCACACCCACCACACCCACCCCCACCCACCCCCACCACUCACAGUCCAGAUAUCACAGCCGCCGCCGCUGCUACAUGACAUAAAAGGUAACCUUGCGGUUUCUGGUUCAAUUAAUAUCCCGUUUCUAGCGUGCGCCAAGUAAUGAGAGAACCAGCUUCCAUCACAGGAAGGGUGAACAAAAAAAAAAAAAAAACCUUUUGUAUGAAAGCUUUUGCUGAUCACAGCCUUCCUUUCAUGGAGUUUGACAAGAAAAUGGCUAAUUUUUAUGAUGCAAAGAGACAAAAAUUGGUGGAGGGAAGGAUGAAAAAACCCUUUACCUGUGUUUUGAGACAUUGUUUCACUUUUUUGCUGUCUGUAUAGCGUAUGGGUAAUGGUGUCGUGUCCCAUUUGAUAGAUGUGGCUUUAAUCAUUGUAACAAAAAAAAAAUGCUUUGUAAAUUGCCUAGAGUAG